AUGUCUUCCAACGGAGCAGAACGUCUCAAGAACAGAAAACCCAUCAAGAAGCCCGUGCCGGCUUAUCUCCCGGGCCCUGGCUCUGUCCUCACUGUUGAUCAGACCCUCUACUCAACCAUCCGCGACGCACCCCGCGAGCUCAUCCAAGAGUUUACUCUUCCCAUUCGCUCCGGAAAAGCAUGGAAGGCACCUGCUGGGUCAAUCGUAAAGAUUAGUACCCCCGAAGGACCACAAGUUGGCGACUUGAACAUCUGGAACGCCCACAACCCGCGCGAACGCUUCUGGGCGAGUCGCACAAAGCAGCUCCACGCCUCGCACGUCUCAACCUACGACCGUCUCUGGUCCAACCUACCAUACAUGCGUCCUUUGGCGACGAUCAUCAAAGACAGCUUGGAUUGGUAUGGCACCGAUGAGCAUGGUGGUCGAGUGCACGAUUUGCUCGGCACGCGAUGUGAUCCUUACAUCAACACCGUCCUCAGCGGGGGCCAGUAUAACUUCCAAUGCCACUCCAACCUCACCCGCGCGGUUCUUCCCUUUGGACUAAACGAACAGGAUGUUCACGAUGUGAUUAAUAUUUUCCAGGUCACUGGGUUAGAUGAGCAGGGGAGAUACUUUAUGAAUCCUUGUCCGGCGGAGAAGGGCGACCAUAUUGAGUUUUUGGCUGAGCAAGAUCUUUUGAUGGCGUUGAGCACAUGUCCUGGUGGUGAUCUUUCUCUUUGGGGUUUUGGAGAGGAUAGUGAAGAGGAGAUGAUCAAGUGCUGCCGUCCCCUCAAGGUUGAAGUAUAUCGUCUUAAAGAUGAGACGCUGUUGCAGAAGAAUGGGUGGAAGCCAGCUGAAGUGUCGGGCUACAGUGGACGUCACGGACUAGAUGUUCCAUUGGGCGAGAAUAGAGAAGAAAAGGCCUAG
Fusarium pseudograminearum CS3096 is the source of this 906-nucleotide messenger RNA. RefSeq lists its product as uncharacterized. The record is from RefSeq and is a predicted model, not a curated record. Bases 1 to 906 code for a protein of 301 amino acids. The transcript has 3 exons. Lineage: Eukaryota; Fungi; Ascomycota; Sordariomycetes; Hypocreales; Nectriaceae.